AUUUGCGCCGAAGAUACCAAAACUUCUUGCGCUCAGCCUUGAUCACGAAGAUAUAUACCCGCUUCUCUGUCUUCUCGCUGUCCACAUCUUCCCUUGCGCCCAACGGCCUUUGAGCAACACAGUCUGCAUCACCACAUCACCAUGGCGCAACGACCGGUAUUUUGGCAGAAGCGCGUUCUCGUGCCCUUCUGGAUAGUGCGAAUAUGUAUCAUGAUCUUGAUCAUUGCAGCAUAUGGCUAUUCCCUGCGGACUGUGGAUGAACUAAAGGAUGUCAUCCAACCAUCAACUGGAUCAGUCGUUGUCUUCAUGCUCUUCAUCGUCAUUGUGCUCCUCAUCGACAUUCUUGCGAUCAUCAUGUUCCUUGGCGACAAGCUGAAGCCAGGCACUUUCCUGACCAUGAACUGCUUCCAAACUGGAUUCUGGACUGGCGUCUUGAUCAUGGACUUUGUCGCCAUAGGCCAGGGCGCCAGCACUGUAGGAAUUGGAUUCAGCAUCUUCGUAUUCCUCACCUUCCUCGGUCUCCUCAUCUACGCCAUCGUCGGUUACCGUCGCGCGAAGAAAGAAGCCCAACGGGGCCAGUAUGCGCCAGCGCAUAACCCAUUGGCGGCGGCGGCUGCUGCACAAUCGUCCCCGUACAACAGCGUCCCCGAGUACCAACAGAAUACCGCAUACCAUUCGCAGACACAGCCUGAUAUGCACAACCAGUACCUUCCACCAUACCAAAGUGGUGCUGCGACGGACUACUACCAGCAGCCUGUGAAGCCCGCCCACAUUGUAUGAGCGAAGGAGACGGAGAUGACGAGGUUUACAAAAGGCGUUUUGGUGAAAUAGGAAAGGUCAAUACCACGGUCAAACGGUGUUCCGGUCUGUACUUUCACAUGUUGCAUGCUUCCAUGACCAGAAAUCGGUCUAGAGAACUUGAUCGUCACGAACGAUGGUAGUGAUAAUAUCAGUGAGGGACGGGCCGUUAGAUUAUUGCGCACUUGCGCCGGACCUGUCCCAUUCGGCAGGUGUAGGAAUGACACCCUGAAACUAUCGAUUCAUGUACCAAAGACUUCCUCAGGCACCGAAAAUCCGUGAAUGAUACCACAAGC
This is a messenger RNA of Alternaria alternata, 1094 nucleotides long. RefSeq lists its product as hypothetical. NCBI's taxonomy places the organism in Eukaryota, Fungi, Ascomycota, Dothideomycetes, Pleosporales, Pleosporaceae. Bases 142 to 780 code for a protein of 212 amino acids. The transcript is spliced from 3 exons. The record is from RefSeq and is a predicted model, not a curated record.